Messenger RNA from Cutaneotrichosporon cavernicola, 615 nucleotides. RefSeq lists its product as uncharacterized. The record is from RefSeq and is a predicted model, not a curated record. Lineage: Eukaryota; Fungi; Basidiomycota; Tremellomycetes; Trichosporonales; Trichosporonaceae. The coding region runs from base 1 to 615 and encodes 204 amino acids. The transcript has 4 exons.
AUGGGCAUAUUCCUGCCUUCCAGCCCCGUGGCACUGCAGCCGGUCCACCCUCCCGUCGCUGUCUUCCCCGCAUUCAUCUCCCAGGGACCCGUGACCCUUGUACUGCGCGAGCAGAUCUUCUCACUCUCGGGCGACGACUUCAGCGUCAAGGAUGCAGCGACAGGCAAGACCGUCGUACGCUGCAAGGGCAAAGUCGUCAGUUUCCGCGACCGCAAGAACGUGACGGACGCGUCGGGUAACCUGCUGUUCAGCAUGCGUGACAAGCUCAUUGCUUUCAUGAGCACGUUUGUGGCCGAGGACGCGCGUGGACAUGAACUGUUCCGCGUUAAGCGUAACAUCGCCUUGGGCACCAAGAUGACCGCAACGUUCCGUAAUGCCAACACGGGAGAGAAUGCCGAGUUGAGUAUGCGCGGCGACAUGUUUGGGCUUGGGACCACCAUCGUGCUCAAUGGCAAUAUUCCGGUUGCGCAGAUUAGCCGUAAGCUGCUCCACAUGCGCGAGUGGAUUGCGGACAAGCAGACUUACUAUGUUACGGUUGCGCCGGGCGUUGAUCUCGCCCUCAUUGCAGCUCUCUGCAUUGCGUUUGACGAGGUGAAGAAUGAGAAGAAGGAAUAG